AUGGCAAAAAAGAACGUGCACAGAAAUACAACCAGCGGAACUGAUUCUUCAUCAUCUGAUGAUGAUGAAUUUGCAGAACAGAAAGACGAGAUAGUUACGAAGCUACUUCCAGCACUUCGCAAACUGGUUGAUAAAAGAUAUAAAGUAACAAAUAAAGAACUAUUAGAUAUGCUUUAUGGACGUUGGCACUCCCGCCAUCGAGAAUAUAAUAUUAGAAUCCAAGGCGAAGAAAAAAUAAAGAAUAAUAAAAGAAGAACUGCGAAAAACUCAAAGAUGCAGGAUAAAAAGAAAAGAAGAGUUGUUGAAGCGAAUUAUCUUAUUAAAAACAAUGACAAUUAUAUUAAUAGAAACAAAAUACCAUUAAGAAGAAUGGGAAGAGACAGACCCCAAGGGCGAAUGGCCAGUCACAAUACAGGCGACAAAAUAGACAUUAAUAAUCAGGAGUUGUGGCUGGAAAAAGAGUUAAUUGUAAAAGAAGCGGUCAAAACAAAAACAACGUCUAUAUAUAUAUAUGAUAAAUGGUGGCGCUCCCCAGAACUUCGUCUUUUAUUACAUAAAAGAAUCGAUCCAACGGUCAAUUUGUUAAGAACGAAACAAACAACUUUAAAGUACAAAAGGAUUGAUGGUAAUAUACAAGAAACUGGCGUGUCACCUAAUGGAGCACCUAGUUGGUGUCUAAAUAAAGCAGCACUUGAAAGGCUUAAUCGCUCGACUGAAGUACCAAUUUAUGACUGA
This is a messenger RNA of Rhizophagus irregularis DAOM 181602=DAOM 197198, 735 nucleotides long. Lineage: Eukaryota; Fungi; Glomeromycota; Glomeromycetes; Glomerales; Glomeraceae. The record is from RefSeq and is a predicted model, not a curated record.